Molecule: messenger RNA, 3386 nt
Organism: Cygnus olor (mute swan)
Lineage: Eukaryota; Metazoa; Chordata; Aves; Anseriformes; Anatidae
Product: parathyroid hormone 4-like
Exons: 3
Coding region: 1610-2059 (149 amino acids)
Biological process (GO): osteoblast development; regulation of chondrocyte differentiation; adenylate cyclase-activating G protein-coupled receptor signaling pathway
Cellular component (GO): extracellular region
Molecular function (GO): peptide hormone receptor binding; hormone activity
Source: RefSeq, a predicted model, not a curated record
ACAGGGAGCUGUCUCAUUUCACUGACAUGAGAGGAAAAGUCUUAGUCACAAAGUGCUGUAGUGAUCAUUUCUAUUGUUUCUGUGGUUUCUGGGCAGGUAUAAAAGAAGAUGAAAGGCACUUGCUGUAAUAGCAACUGGAACAUCACAAGAAGACUGGCAAGUAGACACAUCUGUGCAGAUCAGGACUUCACCACAAUCUCUACAAGAUCAACAGUAAGUAGAUGAUGUUACCUUUUUAAGUUGAAGAUGUGUUUUAGUUAUUACAUAGUUUACUGUUCAUCACAAUGUUUUACCAUAGUUUAACCACUGUGUGUGAGCAGGAGUUCUACAUUUACAUAGCCUAAAAUAUCAUACAGCAUGUAAGCGUGUAUGUAUCUGUGUAUGUAAGUGUAUAUAUCUGUAUUUAAUACAUAUUUUAAUUAGACCUAGUAUGCAUUUUUCUUUAAUGUCUAGUUUAAGUUGAUAUUGUCCAAGGAAAUUAUUCAGAAAGGAGUGGAGUAGACUUACAAAGAACAAGCUUAAUUUUUCCAACCAAAUGUAUAACUGGCUUUUUUAUCCAGUUAUUGAUAUUUUAAUAUCCAAAUUUGUAUAAAGAAAAUUCAUUUGGGAAAAUGCUGAUGGAGUUUUUUAUUAACACAAACUGCUUCUAUAAAAAAAAUAUAUUUAUUCAAAAAAUGAGUAGCCUUAUUAUAUGGGAACAUAUCUGUACUAUUCUUACAUAACAUUUAUAUGCUGCAAUUUUUGUUUUGUUGUCCAUCUAGGUUUUGAUACAGAAAUUAAUACAGGAUAUGCUAUUAAAUGACUAAAGGGACAAGCUGAAGCCAAUCCUAAAAGCACGGUACAGUCCUUAGUGUAAAGGGUGUCGAAAUUUUAGUGAUAGACCUGAUGCUAAAGGAGCAGCAGGGUUGAAAAGAUGGGUAAAUACAGGCAUACCAACAGCAGAGGCAGAUAUAUAAUUUAAUACAGUUUUAAUUUAGAUGAGAAUAAUCUUUCUACAUUUUGUAGUUGUGUCUCCUGAGCUAGAAAUCCAUUUCUUUAUGGAAAAAAAAAAUAAAAUAAAAAAUCAAGUUUCAGUCUAUUGUGAUCCUCAUGCCCAAUGGCUGAUUUGUAUGUCAGUAACGGCACUUGUAUACUUGCAUUGCUCAUGGAAAAGGUUGCAUUAUUAAAUGUCCGAAUCCCCAGGACUGCUUUUAACUUGAUCAGCAUGGUCCAGUCGCAAAUUCUUUUUGUUUUAUGACAAAUUUCUUAUGCAGCAAUCCUGAUCUUUUUGUUACAUUUCUGCUAAGUUUUAUCAUGAAGAUCUCUUGCCAGUUCCAAAUGAAAUAAUCUCUUGUGCCUGCAAAUGGGGAAAGGAUAUUUAGGAUUCUCAGCAAAGAAAUGUAGAAAUUUACCAGGAAAUCUAUUCGCUGUUUACUGGUAUAUGUUACAAGUCCACCUGUGAUGUUCUGGGAGGUCCUGGGAUGAUGUAGCAUAGUAUAUUGCUCCACUUUUACUAGUGCUUAAAGGCUGAAAUUCAUGUUGCCAGGUGAACGAAUGACAAGAGAAAGAAAGAUUUUUGGUCAUACUAUCAACUUCUUGUCCUGUUGAUCAGAUUUGAAGAAGAGAGAAAAUGUUCCUGCCCCAGAGAUCUCUGCAGAUGGUUACAUUUUUGGCAAUUAUUUUUUUUGCCUGUUUUGCGACAUCUCAAGACACUGAAAAUAAAAGAGCAGUGACGGAGCAUCAGCUCAUGCAUGACAAAGGGAGGGCAUUUCAAGGGCUGAAGCGCCUGAUGUGGCUCCACAAUGCUCUAGGUAGUGUGCACACAGCCAGCAGCAGGGAUAUUUCACUUUCAGAUGCCAUGUGGGAUUCACAGAAGAGCCAAGAUACUUCAGAUCUCUACGACAGCAUCGGCAGAGAUGAGGCUUCAAGCCUGAUGAAACAACUGCUUGAACUGAUAGCAAAUGAGCAAGGCUUCCCCCUGUUGAAGAAGCUGGAUUUGCUGCAGUAUCUGAAGACCCCAAAGGGGGGGCAAACUUUUGCCAGGCCACAGAGGCAGCUGAUCCCACCAUUCCCAGCCUAAGCACUAGACAUUCACCUUCUUCUGCUGGUGAAAGAGAUGAGAAUCAGCUUCCAGAUUCCGUAUUUGAGCCUUUAAUUUGAAGACUUUCUACCUUUUCCCUGUCGUUGUGAAAACCCCUCUAAGAGCUCCCACAGCGUAUUACAUUUUCUGGGCAGAAAAACAACUUUUUGAUGUGACCUGCAUUACCUGACGGAGAAACAGAUAGCACAUGAUUCUAUUUUGCUAUUCACCUUUAAUGUCAAAGUGACCAGCUCUGCCUAAGCAAAGCAAGGUCCAGUUUAACCGCAAAAUCAGUCUUUCAGAAAUGAAAUCUGUCAAUUGUGUUACAAAUAUAUCUGCAUUUCCAUUACAUAGGGACUAUACACACCAUUUUAAAUCUUGAAAUUCCUCUGCUGCUGAUGGACUUCAACUGCACGUGCAGAGGGUAUUUCUCAGUGAUAGAUUCAAACCCCAAGAACUCCUUGAUGUUGUCAAUAAUAAAAACCUUUUCACCCUCUGAAUUGCUUUUUUUUUUUUUUUUUGGUAGAAAUGUAAAUAAAAUGAAAUAAUCUUUUGUUAAUCUCCACACAUUUGGGAUGAAUAUGGAAUCACCUUUCUUUCAUUGUGCUGUUUCACACAGCUCUCCCCAUUAGAUUCCCCAAGGCCAAUCAAACCAUUACUAAAAUGGGUAAUUUCAGAUGUUAAUGAUAAAGCAAGGGUUGGGAGCAGAAGCAGGUUCAGAGAAAAACAGACUGUACUGCCCAAAUAACAGUUUUGUUGAGCUGGGCCGUGGCAGCCCUUUUUCGCCUGAACAAAUCUCCAGACUGUUGGAGACUUCAGUCAGGCAAUGACACCGAGACGACUUGACUUUGAAAAGCUCAUAACUUCUGGGAAAAGGCCUUGUCCUGUCUGCCAUACUGCGCAGGUCAGCCGACUUGGCCUCACAGAUGCGCUUCCCUCAGCCUGCAUGGCCAUUUUCUGGGCCUGAGCUACAGGAGGCUGAGGCACUGGGAUGCCAGCACCUAUACCUAGUUAUGCCUCACCCGUGGUCACCACAUGGUGACGCAAAGUAUGGCACCCCUGAGGGGGCAAGGACAAAACAACCUUCCGUCCACCACAUAGAAGCUGCAGGUUAUGGUGCCUUUGGCAGAGGCGGGAGGACAGGGCCUCCCGUGCCUGCAUGAGCACUGCAGACAGGCUACCACCUUAUGGCUUGAAGCAGCUUUUCCUCUAGGUGGGCUCAAAGAACGAUUGGAACCAGAAUACGCGGAUUUUAUCGCCGCCCGGAGCUGGCAAAAGACAGCCCCCUGCAGCGCCCCCGCCCCGCCCCCACAGCGCAACGCGCAAG